AUUAGUCUGGUAUGGUAUUUACCGACAUCGAUUUCUGUCGAUUUCUGUUAGGCCAGUCAAAAGAACGGUUGAAAUUGCUUGAUAAAUUUCUAAACCUGUGAUUCUUAUUCUAGAAAUUGUAAAAUAUAAAGAACAUUAUAACUUGUAACAUUUUACUGCGACAAGAUUUAAAAUAUGUUUCAAAGACCGUCACAUGAAAGAUCUCGAUAGGUUAAGAAAUUAAUGUAUGAAAAAUCAUGAAGUGUGAAAAGGUAUAUCUUACUUCAAUCCAGGACUUUAAUAGAUGAGAUUAUAUGAAGUGGAUAAAAUGAUGCAUUAUGGAUCAUGGAUUCAACAUCAAGCUAUGUUAGAUAAUCAUCAGUGUUAUGCACCAUAUGUUGAUAUGAUGCCAUCCUAUCCACAAGAUCAUCAGUAUCAUGAUCAUGAACAUCAUCACUUGCCUGAGGAAGAAAACGAACAGACUGGCAAUGAAAUACAUGAAACAAUGACACCUGCUACUUCUGGAGAACGUAGUUCUAGUGCAGAUCUAUUUAGAUUAGAAUUUGCAGCAGCACAGUGGUCUAAGUUAGUCUCGAAUGCGGAAGGUUUAUUCACAAAACUUAUAACAAAUAAUAUUUUGCCACAUACUGAUCAGGAUCAAAUUGAGCAAUGGCUUUGUAUGAAGCAAGAAUAUGAGGAAUGUAUAGCCAGUGAUGAUACUAUCAGUGUACAAGGUUGUACAGAGAAUAUAAGGCGAUCAUUGGAGCGUAUUGAAGAAGUAACUGAGACUGAUGAAAAGACGGAUGAAUCUGCAAAUCAAAUGAAACUCAAACUCAAUUCCAAUAUCAUAUCUAGUUCAGAAAGUGAAUUAUCUGAAGCUGAUGAAGAUGAGGAUGAAGAUGAUGAUGAGGAUCAAAGUGAUGCUAGUUCAGAAAAUCCAGAUUUCUUAGAAAAACUGGAUGAAUACAUGAACAAGUUUAAAUUAGAGACAGAUAGAAUUGUCGAUUCCAAAAAAGAUGAUUUUAGAGAAAUGAACAUUGAAAUUAUAUCUCCAGUGACGAGAUCAGUAAAUAACAAUUAUGUGCCAGUAGCUCGUCCUGUACCAAUUAGAAAUUCCAGGAGAAACUCUAUGCUUCCUGGCUCUGAUAUGUGUAACGAAGUAUUAGCUUUCAACGAUAGUUUAAAACCUUAUCAAAAUCAAAUCCUUGGUAAUAACAUGCCAGAAUAUAUCAAUUCGUGCAUGUUAGAUAAUCGCGAAACGGAAAUAAAUAUUAACGAUAAUAACAUUAACGAUAAUUUUAUUGCAAUACAAAAUGACAAUUCUCCAGAUUUGUUACUCGAUGCUCUCAAGACUACAGAAAUACCCGAACCGAUUAAGGAAUUACAGGCUCUGACGCUAAAUAACGAAGCAAAACAAACGCAAGUAAAAAAGAUUCAAUCUACUCUGGAAGGUGCGCAUAAACGUAUCGAAGAACUUCAAACAACAAUCAAAAUUAAGCAACGUUUUAUAGCAGACAUGAUAAAGAAUUCUGAUACACGUACUAGUGCGAAGCAGAAAUUCCAACGUAAACGCAAUAAAUUAGAGGAGGAGUAUUAUAACACGAGAACGCAGUUAGCGCAAGCGGAAAAUGCUUCCAUGUACAAAGAUUCAGAUGAGAAGUCGGUAUACAAGAAAGAAAUUGAACUCAUGAAGAAUAUGGCGAUACAUUACGAAAAACGAUUGUUAGAUAUAGAUAUGAUCAAACAAAUUGCGGGCGAUUCGGCGAAGAAAGUUUUGGAACUAGAAGCCUCGCUGAAUACGUCUAAAAAGCAAAUGGACAAACUAAAACGGCAAUUGAAAAAAGAGGAAGAACGUAAGAAGCAAUUAGAGGAGGAAUUAGCUAAGGACCAGCAUAAAAUUCGCGAACUCGAAGAAAAGUACAACUUAACCGCUUCCAAAUUGAAGGAAAUGCAAUCAGAGAGCGAAGACGAGAAACACUUUGCAAGAUCGAAGACUGAUUGCACAGACAAAAAGAAGAACUUGCUGGAUGUUAAUGCCAGGAUAUCUCAUCUUGACCACGUUCUGAAAGAAAAAUCUAUGGACUUGGAAAGAACUGCGGACACGGACGAGAAGGAAGCGUUACGGCACGAGAUAAGAAACUUGAGACACACGCGGGACUGUUUGGUAGACGAGAAAUGCGAUUUAGACGAAAAAUUCCAAAAAGAAAGAACUUUAACGACAGUGGAAGAACGUAAAUUGCUCGAAUGCGGCGAAACUAUUGAAGCUAUUGACGCAAUGAUUGAGCAUAAAAACGAAAUGAUUUGCGGACGAAAAGACUUUGAUGAGAAUCAGUCUGAACGCGAGAAAGCCGAGAGAAUGCUGAUGGAACGCUUGAAAAAACUUUCUCAUGGUGAAAUAAUAACGUUAUUUUUUAAGUAUUUUCGCAAGGUGAUUGACUUGAAGGAAAGCUCGAAAAAUCUAGAGGUGCAGAUAAACGAGCUGGAGACGCAUAUCGCGAAUCAGGAUUGGCGAUUGAUGGAAGGAGAAAGAAGAAUGGUUUUAAUGCAGAGACAAUACGAGGACAAGUUGCAUCACGUGUACAGGCACUUUGCAGAGGAAACAAGCAGCUCCGGUCAUGAAAGACUAGAUAAGGAUUCCGAACUUGCUAAAUACAAGAAAGAGAACAGAGCGUUAAAGAAACGACUGGCGGACGUUGAGAUCUUACUAAAAGGUGCGACACCUCCGCGCGUAGCUAGUCCAUGUAGGUUUCCGCAGCAAGGCUUGAAACAGAUUGCGCCGACCCGAUCAAUAACCAAAGUAACUAGGCAGCGAAAUAAGUUGAUUAUUCAAAAAACAACUGACUGCGAUAAAAAGAAAAAGUGAGUUAUAAAACGUUAGAAUUUUCUUUAUACUUUCAUAAGCGAGUUAUUCGAAUUUCUUUAUUGUACAUUUUUGUUUUAUAUAUCACAUGUCUGUAUAUUUUUUGUUACAAUGUGACUCUUGUAUUAAAACACAAUAGACUGUCUAGAUAUUAAUUUUGCUGUGUAA
Pseudomyrmex gracilis is the source of this 3007-nucleotide messenger RNA. It is a transcript of the gene cos, whose product is annotated as kinesin-like protein costa. NCBI's taxonomy places the organism in Eukaryota, Metazoa, Arthropoda, Insecta, Hymenoptera, Formicidae. The record is from RefSeq and is a predicted model, not a curated record. The transcript has 3 exons. The coding region runs from base 284 to 2842 and encodes 852 amino acids.